Propithecus coquereli (Coquerel's sifaka) is the source of this 13329-nucleotide messenger RNA. It is a transcript of the gene PRKDC, whose product is annotated as protein kinase, DNA-activated, catalytic polypeptide. NCBI's taxonomy places the organism in Eukaryota, Metazoa, Chordata, Mammalia, Primates, Indriidae. Gene Ontology annotation, cellular component: nucleus. Gene Ontology annotation, biological process: intrinsic apoptotic signaling pathway in response to DNA damage; immunoglobulin V(D)J recombination; double-strand break repair via nonhomologous end joining. Bases 1 to 12396 code for a protein of 4131 amino acids. Gene Ontology annotation, molecular function: protein binding; DNA-dependent protein kinase activity. The transcript has 86 exons. The record is from RefSeq and is a predicted model, not a curated record.
AUGGCGGGCUCCGGCGCGGGCGUGCAGGGCGGCCUGCGGCAGCUGCAGGAAUGCCUGUCCUCCGCCGAGCGCGGCUGCGCUGCCUCGGCCGCUUAUCAACUGAUCCGCGGCCUGGGGCAAGAAUGCGUGCUGAGCACCAGCCCCACGGUGCUGGCAUUACAGACUUCCUUAGUUUUUUCCAGAGAUUUUGGUUUGCUUGUAUUUGUUCGGAAAUCACUCAGCAUUGAUGAAUUUCGUGACUGUAGAGAAGAAAUCCUAAAAUUUUUAUGUAUUUUCUUAGAAAAAAUUGGUCAGCAGAUCGAGCCUUACUCUCUUGAUAUUAAGAAUACUUGUACCAGUGUUUAUACAAAAGAUAGAGCUGCUAAAUGUAAAAUUCCAGCCCUGGAUCUUCUUAUUAAGUUACUUCAGACUUUGAGAAGUUCUAGACUUAUGGAUGACUUUAAAAUUGGAGAAUUAUUUACUAAAUUUUAUGGAGAACUUGCAGUGAAAACCAAAAUACCAGAUACAGUCUUAGAAAAAGUAUAUGAGCUCGUAGGAGUAUUAGGAGAAGUUCAUCCCAGUGAGAUGAUAAAUAAUUCAGAAAACCUGUUCCGGGCUUUUUUGGGUGAACUUAAGACCCAGAUGACGUCAGCAGUAAGAGAGCCCAAGCUACCUGUUGUGGCAGGAUGUCUGAAGGGGUUGUCUUCACUUCUGUGCAACUUCACUAAGUCCAUGGAAGAAGAUCCCCAGACUUCAAGAGAGAUUUUUGAUUUUGCACUAAAGGCAAUUAGUCCUCAGAUCGAUCUGAAGAGGUAUGCUGUACCCUCAGCUGGCUUGCGCUUAUUCGCCCUGCAUGCAUCUCAGUUUAGCAUCUGCCUUCUGGACAACUACGUCUCUUUAUUUGAAGUGUUGUCAAAAUGGUGUGGCCAUACAAAUGUAGAAUUGAAAAAAGCUGCACAUUCAGCCCUGGAAUCCUUUCUGAAACAGGUUUCUUUUAUGGUGGCAAAAAAUGCCGAAAUGCAUAAGAAUAAGCUGCAGUAUUUUAUGGAGCAGUUCUAUGGAAUCAUCAGAAAUGCAGAUUCAAACAACAAGGAGUUAUCCAUUGCUAUUCGUGGAUAUGGACUUUUCGCGGGACCUUGCAAGGUUGUAAAUGCAAAAGAUGUUGACUUCAUGUACGUUGAGCUUAUUCAGCGCUGCAAGCAGAUGUUCCUCACCCAGACAGACACUGUCGAUGACCAUGUUUAUCAGAUGCCAAGUUUCCUCCAGUCUAUUGCAAGUGUCUUACUUUACCUUGACACAGUUCCUGAGGUGUACACUCCAGUUCUGGAGCAUCUCAUGGUGGUACAGAUAGACAGUUUCCCACAGUAUAGUCCAAAAAUGCAGCUGGUGUGUUGCAGAGCCAUAAUAAAAGUUUUCCUAGCCUUAGCAGAAAAAGGACCAGUUCUCUGGAAUUGCAUUAGUACCGUAGUGCAUCAGAGUUUAAUCAGAAUAUGUUCUAAACCAGUGAUCCUUCAAAAGGGCCCUGAGUCGGAAUCUGAAGACCCUCGUGCCGUGGGGGAAGUCAGAACUGGCAAAUGGAAAGUGCCCAUGUACAAAGAUUAUGUGGAUCUUUUUAGAAAUCUCCUGAGCUGUGACCAGAUGAUGGAUUCUAUCAUAGCAGAUGAAGCAUUUUUCUUUGUGAAUUCCUCCCUUCAAAGUCUGAACCGUUUACUGUAUAAUGAAUUCAUAAAAUCUGUUUUGAAGAUUGUCGAGAAAUUGGAUCUUACACUAGAAACACAGAUGGUUGGGGAACAAGAGGAUGGAGAUGAAGCUGCUGGUGUUUUAGUGAUCCCAACUUCAGAUCCAGCUGCAAACUUGCGUCCUGCUAGACCUAAAGAUUUUUCAGCUUUCAUAAACCUGGUGGAAUUUUGCAGAGAGAUUCUGCCUGAGAAACAAGUAGGAUUUUUUGAACCAUGGGUAUACUCAUUUGCAUAUGAAUUAGUUCUGCAGUCUGUACGGUUGCCUCUCAUCAGUGGUUUCUACAAAUUGCUCUCUAUCGCAGUGAGAAAUGCCAAGAAAAUAAAAUAUUUUGAGGGAGUUAGUCCAAAGAGUUUGAAACAGUCUCCUAAGGACCCAGAAAAGUAUGCUUGCUUUGCUUUAUUUGCAAAAUUUGGUAAAGAGGUAGCAGUUAAAAUGAAGCAAUACAAAGAUGAACUUUUGGCUUCCUGUGUGACCUUUGUUCUGUCCCUGCCACAUGACAUCGUUGAACUUGAUGUCAGAGCCUAUGUUCCUGCAUUGCAGAUGGCCUUCAAACUGGGCCUAAGCUAUGCCCCGUUGGCGGAAGUAGGCCUGAACGCUCUGGAAGAAUGGACAGUUUAUAUCCACAAACGUGUAAUUCAGCCUUAUUAUAAAGACAUUCUCCCCUGUCUUGAUGGAUAUCUGAAGACUUCAGCCUUUUCAGAUGAAACCAAGAAUAACUGGGAAGUGUCAGCACUUUCUCGGGCUGCCCAGAAGGGAUUCAGUAAAGUUGUGUUAAAGCAUCUGAAAAGGACAAAGAACAUCUCAUCAAAUGAAGCACUAUCCUUAGAAGAAAUAAGAAUUAGAGUAGUACAAAUGCUUGGAUCUCUAGGAGGACAAAUAAACAAAAAUCUCAUGGCAGCUGCAUCCUCAGAUGAAAUGAUGAAGAAAUGUGUGGCCUGGGACAGAGAGAAGAGGCUCAGCUUUGCAGUGCCCUUCAGAGAGAUGAAGCCUGUCAUUUAUCUGGAUGUGUUCUUGCCUCGGGUCACAGAGUUAGCGCUCUCAGCCAGUGACAGACAGACUAAAGUUGCAGCUUGUGAACUGUUACAUAGCUUGGUUAUGUUUAUGUUGGGCAAAGCCACUCAAAUGCCUGAAGGGGGUCAGGGAACCCCUCCCAUGUACCAGCUCUACAAGCGGACUUUUCCUGUGCUGCUUCGACUUGCCUGUGAUGUAGAUCAGGUGACAAGGCAACUGUAUGAGCCACUAGUCAUGCAGCUGAUUCACUGGUUCACUAACAAUAAGAAAUUUGAAAGUCAGGAUACUGUCGCCUUACUAGAAACUAUAUUGGAUGGAAUCGUAGACCCUGUUGACAGUACUUUAAGAGAUUUUUGUGGUCAGUGUAUUCGAGAAUUCCUCAAAUGGUCCAUUAAACAAACGACACCACAGCAGCAGGAGAAGAGUCCAGUAAACACCAGAUCACUGUUCAAGCGACUGUACAGCCUUGCGCUGCACCCCAGCGCCUCCAAGAGGCUGGGAGCAUCACUUGCUUUCAAUAACAUCUAUAGGGAGUUCAGGGAAGAAGAGUCUCUGGUGGAACAGUUUGUGUUUGAAGCCUUGGUGAUCUAUCUGGAAAGUCUGGCCUUGGCACAUAUGGACGAGAAGUCAUUAGGUACAGUUCAACAGUGCUGUGAUGCCAUUGAUCACCUAAGCCGCAUCAUUGAAAAGAAGCACGUUUCUUUAAACAAAGCAAAAAAGCGACGUUUGCCACGAGGAUUCCCUCCUUCAGCUUCCUUGUGCUUACUGGAUCUGGUCAAGUGGCUCUUAGCCCGUUGUGGGAGGCCCCAGACAGAAUGUCGACACAAAUCUAUGGAACUCUUUUAUAAAUUUGUUCCAUUAUUGCCAGGCAACAAAUCACCUUCUUUAUGGCUGAAAGACAUUACCAAGGAAGAAGAUGUGUCUUUCCUCAUAAACAUGUUUGAGGGGGGCGGCAGCUAUGGCCGGCCUGGGGGCAUCCAGGCCCAGCCCACCCUCUCCCACCUGCCGGGGCCGUUCAGCCUGCGAGCAGCGCUGCACUGGCUGGACCUGCUGCUGGCCGCCCUGGAGUGCUACAACACGUUCAUCCAGGAGAGGACUGUGGAGGCGAUCGAGGUCCUGGGUACUGGAACACAGUCUUCACUUUUGAAGGCGGUGGCUUUCUUUUUAGAAAGCAUUGCUCUGCACGACAUUACGGCAGCAGAAAGGUGCUUUGGCACGGGGGCAGCAGGUCACAGCCCCAGCCCACAGGAGAGAGAAAGGUACAACUACAGCAAAUGCACCGUUGCCGUCCGGAUUAUGGAAUUUACCACAACCCUGCUCAGCACCUCCCUGGAAGGAUGGAAGCUGCUGGAAAGGGAUUUGUGUAACACAGACCUUAUGAAACUCUUGGUGAAGACGCUGUAUGAGCCUGUGAGCGUAGGUUUCAAUGUUGGUGAUGUCCAGGUUAUGGAUCAUCUCCCCAGUGUUUGUGUGAACCUGAUGAAAGCACUAAAGAAGCCCCCACACAGGGACAUUCUGGAGGCCCACUUGAGGGAAACAGUAACGGCGCAGAGCAUUGAGAAGCUUUGUGCCGUUGACUUGUACGGCCCUGACACGCACCUGGACAGGACCAGGCUGGCUUCUGUUGUGUCCGCCUGUAAACAGCUUCACAGUGCUGGUCUGCUGCAUAUUGUAUUACCAUCUCAGCCUACAGAUCUGCAUCAUUCUGUUGGCACAGAACUUCUUUCCCUGGUUUAUAAAGGCAUUGCCCCUGGAGAUGAGAGACAGUGUCUGCCUUUGCUAGACCCCAGUUGUAAGCGACUGGCCCGUGAACUUCUGGAGCUGGCCUUUGCUUUUGGAGUACUGUGUGAGCACCUUGUGAGUCUUCUUCUGAACUCAGCUGUGUUGUCCACGCCGUCCUCAGGCAGCUCGCAGAGAGGCAUCGUCAGCUUCUCCCAUGGGGAAUAUUUCUAUAGCUUGUUCUCUGAAACAAUCAACACUGAACUGCUGAAAAAUCUAGAUCUUGCUGUAUUAGAGCUCGUGAAAUCAUCAGUGGAUAAUCCGAAAAUGGUGAGUGCCAUUUUGAAUGGUAUGUUAGAUCAGAGCUUCAGGGAUCGAGCAAGUCAGAGACACCAAGGACUGAAACUUGUGACUACAAUUCUGCGAAACUGGAGGAAGUUGGAUCUGUGGUGGGCCACAGAUUCUGCUCCUGAAAGUAAAAUGGCAGUGCUGGCCUUACUGGCAAAGAUUUUACAGAUUGAUUCAUCCGUAUCUUUUAGUACAAAUCACAGCUCAUUCCCUGAAGUCUUUACAACAUAUACUAGUCUGCUGGCUGAUAUAAAGUUGGGUCUACAUUUAAAGGGCCAGGCUGUCCUCCUCCUCCCGUUCUUCACCAGUCCCUUGGGGGGCCACCUGGAGGACCUGAGGCGUGUCCUCGAAGAGCUCAUCGUUUCCAGCCUCCCUAUGAAGUCUGGUGAAUUUCCCCCAGGGACUCUGCAGUACAAUAAUUAUGUAGACUGCAUGAAAAAGUUUCUAGAUGCAUUGGAGUUAUCUCAAAGUCCUAUGUUGUUGCAGUUGAUGACAGAAAUUCUUUGUCGGGAACAGCAACAUGUUAUGGAAGAAUUAUUUCAAUCUACUUUCAAGAGGAUUGUCAGAAGGGGUUCAUGUGUCACACAAUUAGGCCUUCUGGAAAGCAUACAUAGAAUGUUCAGGAGGGAGGACCUGCUUUUAAGUGUCACUCGCCAAGCGUUUGUAGAUCGUGUUCUCCUCACUCUGCUGUGGCACUGUAGCCUGGAUGCCUUGAGAGAAUUCUUCAGCAGAAUUGUGGUGGAUGCCAUUGAUGUGUUGAAGUCCAGGUUUACAAAGCUAAAUGAAUCUACCUUUGAUACUCAAAUCACCAAGAAGAUGGGCUACUAUAAAAUGCUAGAUGUAAUGUAUUCUCGUCUUCCAAAAGAUGAUGUUCACUCUAAGGAAUCUAAAAUUAAUCAAGUUUUCCAUGGAUCGUGUAUUACAGAAGGAAAUGAACUUACAAAGACACUGAUUAAGUUGUGCCAUGAUGCAUUUACCGAGAACAUGGCUGGGGAGAGUCAGCUGCUGGGGAGGAGGAGACUUUAUCACUGUGCCGCGUACAACUGUGCCAUCUCUGUCAUCUGCUGUGUUUUCAGUGAGCUGAAAUUUUACCAAGGUUUUCUCUUCAGUGAAAAACCAGAAAAGAACUUGCUUAUUUUUGAAAAUCUGAUAGACCUGAAGCGCUGCUAUACAUUUCCUAUAGAAGUUGAGGUUCCUAUGGAAAGAAAAAAAAAGUACAUUGAAAUUAGGAAAGAAGCCAGAGAAGCAGCAAAUGGGGAUUCAGAUGUUCCUCAUUAUAUGUCUUCCUUGUCAUAUCUGGCAGACAGUAGCCUGAGUGAGGAAAUGAGUCAGUUUGAUUUCUCAACUGGAGUUCAGAGUUAUUCUUACAGCUCCCAAGACCCUAAUUUUACCACCAGUCAUUUUCAGAGACGGGAGCAUCAGGCUCCCGUGGCCCAGGGUGGUGUCCUGGAGCUGGAGAUGGACGAGCUCAACCAGCACGAAUGUAUGGCCCCGAUGGUAGCCCUGAUCCAGCACAUGCACAGGAGCCUGAGCCCCACUGCGGGAGAGGAGGGUUCAGUGCCAAGAGAUCUUUCUCCUUGGAUGAAAUUUCUCCAUGGCAAACUUGGAAAUUCAUCAGUACCAUUAAAUAUUCGUCUCUUCUUAGCCAAGCUUAUUGUUAAUACAGAAGAGGUCUUUCGCCCUUAUGCAAAGCACUGGCUUAGCCCCUUGCUGCAGCUGGCUGUUUCUGAAAACAGCGGAGGAGGAGGAAUUCACUACAUGCUGGUGGAGAUCGUGGUUACUGUUCUUUCGUGGACAGGCGUGGCUACUCCUGCAGGGGUCGCUAAAGAUGAAGUAUUAGCAAAUCGAUUGCUUCAUUUCCUAAUGAAACAUGUCUUUCAUCCAAAAAGAGCUGUGUUUAGACACAACCUCGAAAUUAUAAAAACCCUUGUUGAAUGCUGGAAGGAUUGCUUGUCCAUCCCUUACAGGUUAAUAUUUGAAAAGUUUUCCAGUAAAGAUCCUAAUUCUAAAGACAAUUCAGUAGGGAUUCAGUUAUUAGGCAUCGUGAUGGCCAAUAACUUGCCUCCCUAUGACCCGAAGUGUGGUGUAGAAAGUUUCCAAUACUUUCAAGCUUUGGUCAAUAAUAUGUCCUUUGUAAAAUAUAAAGAGGUAUAUGCGGCAGCAGCAGAAGUUCUGGGACUUGUUCUUCAGUAUGUUAUGGAGAGAAAAAAUAUACUGGGGGAAUCCGUGUGUGACAUGGUUGUAAAACAGUUGAAGCAACAUCAGAAUGCUAUGGAGGACAAAUUUAUUGUGUGCUUGAACAAAGUGACCAAGAGCUUCCCUCCUCUUGCUGACAGGUUCAUGAAUGCUGUGUUCUUCCUGCUGCCGAAGUUUCAUGGAGUGAUGAAGACACUCUGUCUGGAGGUGGUGCUUUGUCGUGCUGAGGAAAUGACAGACCUGUACUUCCAGUUAAAGAGCAAGGACUUUGUUCAAAUCAUGAGACACAGAGAUGAUGAAAGACAAAAAGUGUGUUUGGACAUAAUUUAUAAGAUGAUGGCAAAAUUAAAACCAGUAGAACUCCGAGAACUACUGGGCCCUGUUGUGGAAUUUGUUUCCCACCCUUCUACAACAUGUAGGGAGCAGAUGUAUAAUAUUCUCAUGUGGACACAUGACAAUUACAGAGAUCCAGAAAGUCAAACAGAUGAUGACUCCCAGGAAAUAUUUAAGUUGGCAAAGGAGGUGCUGAUUCAAGGAUUGGUGGACGAGAACCCUGGGCUUCAAUUAAUUAUUCGAAAUUUCUGGAGCCAUGAAACUAGGUUACCUUCCAAUGCCUUGGACCGACUGUUGGCACUAAAUUCUUUAUAUUCUCCUAAGAUAGAAGUGCACUUCUUAAGUCUGGCAACAAAUUUUCUGCUUGAAAUGACCAGCAUGAGCCCAGACUAUCCAAACCCCAUGUUUGAGCAUCCUCUGUCGGAAUGUGAAUUUCAGGAAUAUACCAUUGAUUCUGACUGGCGUUUCCGAAGUACUGUUCUCACUCCGAUGUUUGUUGAGACCCAGGCCUCCCAGAGCACUCUCCAGACCCGAACCCAGGAGGGGUCCCUUUCGGCACGCCAGCCAAUGGCCGGGCAGAUAAGGGCCACCCAACAGCAGUGUGAUUUCACGCUGACACAGACUGCAGAUGGACGAAGCUCAUUUAACUGGCUGACAGGGAGCAGCAUUGACCCGCUAGUGGAUUACACGGUCUCCUCGUCUGAUUCCUUGUCUUCCUCCCUGCUGUUUGCCCAUAAGAGGAGUGAGAAGUCACAGCGAGCACCCUUGAAGUCAGUGGGACCUGAUUUUGGGAAAAAAAGACUGGGCCUUCCAGGGGACGAGGUGGAUAACAAAGUGAAAGGCACAGACAGUCGGGCAGAAAUACUAAGGUUACGCAGACGAUUUUUAAAGGACCAAGAAAAACUCAGUUUGAUUUAUGCCAGAAAAGGUCUUGCUGAACAAAAACGAGAGAAGGAGAUGAAGAGUGAGUUAAAAAUGAAGCAGGACGCCCAGGUCAUCCUGUACAGAAGCUACCGGCAUGGAGACCUUCCUGACAUUCAGAUCAAGCACAGCAGCCUCGUCGCCCCCUUGCAGGCUGUGGCCCAGAGAGACCCAUUAAUUGCAAAACAGCUCUUUAGCGGCUUGUUCUCUGGAAUUUUGAAAGAGAUGGACAGAUUUAAGACAGCAUCUGAAAAAAACAGUAUCACUCAAAAGUUGCUCCAAGACUUCAAUCAUUUUCUUAAUACCACUUUCUCUUUCUUUCCACCUUUUGUCUCUUGUAUCCAGGAGAUCAGUUGCCAGCACGCAGCCUUGCUGAGCCUCGAGCCGGCCGUAGCCAGUGCCGGUUGCCUGGCCAGUCUGCAGCAGCCCGUGGGCAUCCGCCUUCUGGAGGAGGCUCUGCUGCACCUGCUACCUGCAGAGCCGCCCGCCAAGCGUGUCCGAGGGAAGAGCCACCACCCUCCUGAUGUCGUCAGAUGGAUGGAGCUGGCUAAGCUAUAUAGAUCAAUUGGAGAAUAUGAUGUCCUCCGUGGUAUUUUUAGCAGUGAGAUAGGAACAAAGCAAAUCACUCAGAGUGCGCUUUUAGCAGAAGCCAGAAGUGAUUAUUCUGAAGCUGCUAAGCAGUAUAAUGAGGCUCUCAAUAAACAAGAGUGGGUAGAUGGUGAGCCCACGGAAGCCGAGAAGGAUUUUUGGGAACUUGCAUCCCUUGACUGUUAUAACCACCUUGCCGAGUGGAAAUCACUUGAAUACUGUUCUACAGCAAAUGUAGACAGCGAAAACCCUCUGGAUCUAAAUAAAAUGUGGAGUGAACCGUUUUAUCAGGAGACAUACCUACCUUACAUGGUCCGCAGCAAGCUGAAGUUGCUGCUUCGGGGAGAGGGGGACCAGUCCCUGCUGACGUUUGUGGACGAAGCCAUGCGCUCAGAGCUCCGGAAGGCCCUUGUUGAGCUGCAGUACAGCCAGGAGCUGAGUCUGCUCUACGUCCUGCAGGACGACAUGGGCAGAGCCAAAUAUUACAUCGAGCAAGGCAUUCAGGCUUUUAUGCAGAAUUAUUCUAGUAUUGAUGCCCUCUUGCACAGAAGUAGACUCACCAAAUUGCAGUCUAUACAAGCUUUAACAGAAAUUCAGGAGUUCAUCAGCUUUAUAAGCAAACAAGGCAAUUUAUCAUCUCAAGUUCCCCUUAAGAGACUUCUAAAAACCUGGACAAACAGAUACCCGGAUGCUAAAAUGGACCCAAUGAACAUCUGGGAUGACAUCAUCACAAAUCGAUGUUUCUUUCUUAGCAAAAUAGAGGAGAAGCUGCCUGCUCUUCCAGACGAUCCCAGCAUGAACGUGGAUGGAGACGGAGACGCCAGGGACGGGAGGGACGCACCCGAGCAGGAAGAAAGUGUCAGCUCCCUGAUCAGAAGCUGCAAGUUCUCCAUGAAGAUGGAGAUGGUAGAAAGUGCGAGGAAGCAGAACAAUUUCUCACUUGCCAUGAAACUGUUGAAGGAAUUGUACAAAGAGUCGAAAACGCGAGAGGAGUGGCUGGUAAGGUGGGUGCAGAGUUACUGCCGCCUGAGCCAGGGCCGGAGCCGGGCCCAGCACCGCCGCGAGCAGAUCCUCACCAUGCUGAAGACAGUCUCUUUGUUGGAUGAGAACAACACCUUAAGCUACUUAAGCAAAAACAUUCUGGCUUUCCGUGAUCAGAACAUUCUCUUGGGCACAGCUUGCAGGAUCAUAGCUGAUGCUCUCAGCAGUGAGCCAGCCUGCCUCACUGGAAUCGAGGACAGCAAGGCUAGAAGAAUUCUGGAGCUCUCUGGAUCCAGUUCACAGGAUGCAGAGAAGGUGAUUGCGGGUCUGUACCAGAGAGCGUUCCAUCACCUCUCCAAGGCUGUGCAGACGGCUGAGGAGGCCCAGCCUUCCUCCUGGGGCCCUGGGCCUGCAGCCGGGGUGGUCGAUGCCUACAUGACACUGGUGGAUUUCUGUGACCAACAGCUCCGCAAGGAGGAAGAGAAUCCGUCAGUUACUGGCUCUGUAGAAGCACGGGCAUAUCCAGCACUUGUGGUGGAGAAAAUGUUGAAAGCUUUAAAAUUAAAUUCCAAUGAAGCCAGGAUGAAGUUUCCUAGAUUACUUCAGAUUAUAGAACAGUAUCCAGAAGAGACCUUGAGCCUAAUGACAAAAGAGAUUGCUUCCGUUCCUUGCUGGCAGUUCAUUGGCUGGAUCAGCCACAUGGUGGCCCUACUGGACAAAGAGGAGGCCGUGGCCGUCCAGCACACCGUGGAAGAGAUUGCUGACAACUACCCACAGGCGAUUGUGUACCCGUUUAUAAUAAGCAGUGAAAGCUAUUCCUUCAGAGAUACUUCUGCUGGUCAUAAGAAUAAGGAGUUUGUGGCAAGGAUUAAAAGUAAAUUGGAUCAAGGAGGAGUGAUUCAAGAUUUUAUUAAUGCCCUAGAACAGCUCUCUAAUCCUGAACUGCUCUUUAAGGACUGGACUGAUGAUAUGAAGGCUGAACUAGCACAAACCCCUGUAAAUAAAAAAAACAUUGAGAAAAUGUAUGAAAGAAUGUUUGCAGCCUUGGGCGACCUGAGGGCUCCAGGCCUAGGGGCCUUCAGAAGGAAGUUUAUUCAGGCCUUCGGAAAAGAAUUUGAUCAACGCUUUGGGAAAGGAGGUUCUAAGCUACCAAAAAUGAAGCUCAGUGACUUCAAUGACAUUACUAACUCGCUGCUUUGUAAAAUGAACAAAGACUCAAAGCCGCCUGGGAACCUGAGGGAAUGCUCGCCUUGGAUGAGCAACUUCCAAGUGGACUUCCUGAGAGAGGAGCUGGAGAUUCCUGGUCAGUAUGAUGGCAGAGGCAAGCCGUUGCCCGAGUACCACGCUCGCAUCGCUGGGUUUGACGAGAGGGUAAAGGUAAUGGCCUCCAUCAGAAAACCAAAGCGCAUUGUCAUCCGAGGCCACGAUGAGAGGGAGCACCCCUUCCUGGUGAAGGGCGGUGAGGACCUGCGGCAGGACCAGCGCCUGGAGCAGCUCUUCCAGGUCAUGAAUGUCAUCCUGUCCCGAGAUGCCGCCUGCAGUCAGAGAGACAUGCAGUUAAGGACGUACCGCGUUGUGCCCAUGACCUCCAGGUUAGGAUUAAUUGAAUGGAUUGAAAAUACUAUUACCUUGAAGGAUCUCCUUUUGAAUAGCAUGUCACAGGAGGAGAAAGCAGCUUAUGUGAGUCAUCCCAAAGGACCACUGUAUGAAUAUAAAGACUGGCUAACAAAAAUGUCAGAAGGAUGCGGUAUUAGAGCUUACAUGGAAAUGUAUAAGAGAGCCAAUCGUACUGAAACAGUCACAUCUUUUAGAAAAAGAGAAAGUAAGGUGCCAGCUGAUCUCUUAAAGCGGGCCUUUGUGAGGAUGAGCGCGGGCCCCGAAGCCUUCCUGGCACUCCGCUCCCACUUCGCUAGUUCGCACGCUCUGAUGUGUGUCAGCCACUGGAUCCUGGGGAUUGGAGACAGACACCUGAACAACUUCAUGGUGUCCCUGGAGACUGGCGGCAUGAUUGGAAUCGACUUUGGACAUGCAUUCGGAUCGGCUACCCAGCUGCCGGUCCCUGAGUUGAUGCCUUUUCGUCUAACUCGCCAGUUUAUCAAUCUGAUGUUACCCAUGACGGAAACGGGUCUUCUGUACAGUGUCAUGGUGCAUGCGCUGAGAGCCUUUCGCUCGGACCCCGACCUGCUCGCCAACACCAUGGAUGUGUUUGUGAAGGAGCCCUCCUUUGACUGGAAAAAUUUAGAACAAAAGAUGCUGAAAAAAGGAGGAUCAUGGAUUCGAGAAAUAAAUGUAACUGAAAAAAAUUGGUAUCCCCGACAGAAAAUAUGUUAUGCUAAGAGAAAGUUAGCAGGUGCCAAUCCAGCCAUUAUUACUUGUGAGGAGUUACUUCUGGGCCACGAGAAGGCACCUGCCUUCAGGGAUUAUAUAGCUGUGGCACGAGGAAGCAAAGAUCACAAUGUUCGUGCUCGAGAACCAAAGAGUGGACUUUCGGAGGAGACUCAAGUGAGGUGCCUGAUUGACCAGGCAACAGACCCCAACAUCCUUGGCAGGACUUGGGAGGGAUGGGAGCCCUGGAUGUGAGGUCUGUGGGGUCAGCAGAUACUAAACUGUUUAAAGAAGCUCCCUAAACUUAUGGACAGCAAUCAGUGAGCUGAUUUUUCCUGAAGCACUAAAGAGAAGAAAUCUAUUUAGUGAUACAGUUUUGUAGCAUGAGUUUCAAUGAAGAUCAUGAUGAAUAUGGGUUGAAUCAAAGAUUAGGUUAGGGUUAUAGAAAAUCAUAUAUUCAGGUUCAUCCAAGUUCUAUAUCAAAAAUGUAGCAUAUGAUGAACUUUCAAAGCGUUUACAAGUGCUGUAAGAUAAACCAGCUGUCUCAAUAAAUGGUGUAAGUAUGGGCAAUCUUUGGAACAUCCUCACUGGUGACGGCACAUUGGAAAUAACUCCGGAGGACGUCAUCGCCAAGGUUUUGCGAGAGUAAAGCCAGCAGUGUAGUUGGCAUGAUGUCACGUUAUGUUAUAUAAGUAGUAUAGGAAUCAUAAGAACAACAGGUAAAGCUAUAAUUAUGGCUUAUUAUGUUUAGAAAUGACUACAUUUGCUAUUUCAGGAUAUUUUUCUAGGUUUUUUUCCUUUCACUUUAUUCUCUUCUGGUUUUGACAUUUUGUGAUAAAUUUGCCCUGUAGAAGAGAAAGUCUUUAUUUUGGGGGUAAAAGCCGUGGUGUUUAGCGUUCACUUUUGCUACUCUGAUCCACAGCUGGAAGAUAAAAGUGCUUUGCAUCCCAGAUGCAGGGUAACUCCAGAAACCCCAGGUAUGGCAGGGAUAGCACUAAGCAUUUCAGUCCUAGGAACACAAAGGAAGUCUCUGUUGGACAACGAGUUCCUCAUUUGAAGGAAAACGUGCAUUCUGGAACAGCAAGACCAAAUUGUGGAAUACAGAAAUGGCUUCUUCCCACAGAUCUCUGCCCUCCUCCCGUCCUCCACACAUAGGGACUGCCUUCAGGUUGCCUUUUAGCUUUUUGU